Molecule: messenger RNA, 1698 nt
Organism: Talaromyces marneffei
Lineage: Eukaryota; Fungi; Ascomycota; Eurotiomycetes; Eurotiales; Trichocomaceae
Exons: 8
Coding region: 1-1698 (565 amino acids)
Biological process (GO): regulation of mRNA splicing, via spliceosome
Cellular component (GO): nucleus
Molecular function (GO): mRNA binding; zinc ion binding
Source: RefSeq, a predicted model, not a curated record
AUGUCGUGGCGCAAUAGCCAAGGAAUUACAGGCUCCAACAAUAUCCCUCUUGGAAAGAGGCGAUUCGCCGGAGACGAUGAAGGUGCAAGCGAGGCAUCAACGCCAACAGUCGCAGCUUCAGAGAAUGGCGCGACCCGAGGCAGAAGCCCAACUCGAGCAGAUCCUCCCGCAGACGGCGUGAAACGACGCAAGAAGCGCAACCGUUGGGGCGACGCUCAGGAAAACAAGGCUGCUGGCCUCAUGGGUCUACCGACCAUGAUCAUGGCCAAUUUUACUAAUGAGCAGCUCGAAGCAUAUACUCUGCAUCUUCGUAUUGAAGAGAUUAGCCAGAAGCUUCGCAUCAACGACGUCGUCCCUGCGGAUGGCGAUAGAUCACCCUCGCCGCCACCGCAGUACGACAACUUCGGAAGACGUGUAAACACCAGGGAAUACCGUUACCGCAAGCGCUUGGAGGAUGAGCGCCACAAACUUGUCGAAAGGGCUAUGAAGGUUAUACCUAACUAUCACCCGCCCUCUGACUAUAGGCGCCCGACCAAGACACAGGAAAAAGUUUAUGUUCCUGUGAAUGACUAUCCAGAGAUUAACUUCAUUGGUUUGCUUAUCGGACCUCGUGGCAACACUCUCAAGACCAUGGAAAAGGAAUCUGGAGCAAAGAUUGCCAUUCGAGGCAAAGGUUCCGUCAAGGAAGGAAAGGGACGAUCUGAUGCCGCUCACACAAGCAACCAGGAAGAAGAUCUUCACUGUUUGAUCAUGGCAGAUACGGAGGAGAAGGUCAACAAGGCCAAGCAAUUGGUCCACAACGUUAUUGAAACAGCUGCUUCUAUUCCUGAAGGUCAGAACGAGCUCAAACGCAACCAACUCCGAGAACUCGCGGCCCUUAACGGUACACUGCGUGACGAUGAGAAUCAAGCUUGUCAGAACUGUGGACAAAUCGGCCAUCGCAAAUACGACUGUCCUGAACAGCGCAACUUUACCGCCAAUAUUAUCUGCCGUGUUUGCGGCAAUGCUGGCCAUAUGGCGCGUGAUUGUCCCGAUCGUCAACGUGGCACUGACUGGCGGAACAAUGGUGGCUAUGGCGGCCGUGGCCCUCAACGUGCUAUUGGCGGCGGUGAUGCUGUUGACCGUGAGAUGGAGCAACUUAUGCAAGAACUUUCUGGCGGUGGCUCUGGUCCCAGUGGUGAAGCUCCUCGCCGUAUUGAAGGAGGCCCUGGAGGCUACGAGCAAGACUCCAACUACAAGCCUUGGCAACAACGUGGGCCUCCCGGUCCAGUUUCAGACGUUGCUCCAUGGCAACAACGUGAACGGGAGCAGCACGGUAGACGCGAUGACUACGAACCCCGCGACAACGGCGACGCUGCCCCAUGGGCACAAAGCCGUGGUAGUGGCGGAAACUACGGAUAUGGCUCGCAUCACGGAAAUUAUUCUGCCCCAGGAGCCGCCCCUGGAGGAGCCGCACCAUGGCAACAACAAGCUCCCCCUCCGCCUCCUGGCGGUCAAGCCGGCUAUGGCUACGGGUACUCCGCAUUCCCACCUCCAGCUGGUGGUCAAGGUGCUCCUCCUGGACUUUCCGGCGCUCCUCCCGGCCUCGAGUCCAUGUACUACGGUGGUGCUGCUGCUCCUCCUCCACCUCCCCCUGGCGAAGGCCCUCCUCCUCCUCCACCGAGCGAUCACCCUCCUCCACCACCUCCACCAAUGUAA